This is a messenger RNA of Camarhynchus parvulus, 2936 nucleotides long. RefSeq names its product Rho guanine nucleotide exchange factor 16 (gene ARHGEF16). The record is from RefSeq and is a predicted model, not a curated record. NCBI's taxonomy places the organism in Eukaryota, Metazoa, Chordata, Aves, Passeriformes, Thraupidae. The transcript is spliced from 15 exons. Gene Ontology annotation, biological process: activation of GTPase activity. Gene Ontology annotation, molecular function: guanyl-nucleotide exchange factor activity; protein binding. Bases 84 to 2171 code for a protein of 695 amino acids.
GUCCCUCCCAUCCCUUCCGCGGCCGCCGCCGCCGCCGCGCUGGCUCCGAGGGGCGCGGCUUGCUGCUCCCCUGAGCCACCACCAUGUCUCGGGGUUCCUCUCCUACCUCUGUGGAUGACAAGACCUUGCUCCUGGAGUACCGAUGCCACCCAGUGCGGCCAGAGCCGCCCAGCCCGACGUGUGGCCCUGGGAAGCUCAGCCCCACCACGGCUCCCAGUGCCACCCCACUGUCCCCCCUGGGCUCCCCCACCUCGGCCGAGCCCCGCCGCAUCGUCCUGAGCACGCACAGCCCCGCCGCGCUCAAGGUGGGAACGCAGCAGCUCAUCCCCAAGAGCUUGGCUGUCUCCUCCAAGCCCAAGAACAGCCCCUCCCGGCCCCAGAGCUUCGGGGCCAGCCGGGAGCCCCUGAGCCCCGACCCGAAGCGGGCGGCCGUCCCCAUGCUGGCCCUGGACGGCGAGGAUGAGGAUGAUGGCGGAGGGGCCCUCAAGCGCAACCUGAGGAACAUGUCCUACCGCGCGGCCAUGAAGGGGCUGGGGGCUGACAUGGAGCCAGCCAAGGCCCCACCAUCACUGAAACCCGUGUCUGAGGAUGGCAGCACCCUGCCCGACCGCAGCCCCGGCAGGAGCAAGAGAACCCUCGGGCGGAAGCGGGUGCAGAAGCGUGGUGGCUCCUUCAAGGACCAGCCCCGGCUGUACCAGGAGAUCCGUGAGAGAGGCCUGAACUCUGUCAGCCAUGAGUCAGACGAGGACUUGCUGGAGGAGGCCCUGCCAGAGGAGCCGUCCCCUCUGGGUGCUGCCAUCGUGGUGCAGAGCUACCGCCCGGCCCAGGUGACCUGGAGCCAGCUCCCAGAGGUCCUGGAGUCGGGCAUCCUGCAGAGAAUCUCCCCCGAGGAGCGCAAGCGGCAGGAGGCAAUGUUUGAGAUCAUCACUUCUGAGUACUCCUACAUGCACAGCCUGAACAUCCUGGUGAGCCACUUCAUGAGGUCAGAGGAGCUGAAGGAGACCAUGACUCAGACAGAGCACCACCACCUCUUCUCCAACAUUGGGGACAUCCUGACAGUCAGCAAGAGCUUCUUUGAGGACCUGGAGAAGCGACACCAGGAGCACCUCCUGAUCCCUGACAUCAGUGACAUCGUGGAGGAACACGCCUCGAAACACUUCAACCCCUACAUCAGCUACUGCUCCAAUGAAGUCUAUCAGCAGAGGACACUGGAUAAGCUGCUAACCACAAACCCCUUAUUUAAAGAGACCCUGAAACAAAUUGAAAGGAAACCAGAGUGUGGAGGCCUGCCAAUGAUCUCAUUUCUCAUUCUGCCCAUGCAGAGGGUAACACGGCUUCCUCUGCUCUUAGAUACCGUGCAGCAAAAAACAAACGCGCGCACCGCAGCGUACGGAGCUGCCACCCGCGCUGUGAAGGCCAUCAGCAAGCUGGUCAAGAGCUGCAAUGAGGGAGCUCGGGCUAUGGAGAGGACAGAGCAGAUGUACACCUUGCAGAAACAGCUGGAAUUUGGGAAGAAGAAGCCUUUCCCACUGAUCUCGGUGUCCCGGUGGCUGCUGAAGCGGGGGGAGCUGCACCUGCUGCUCUCGGAGGAGCCCGGAAUCUUCCGCCGCGGCGCCGGCCGCCUCUGCCACCUCUUCCUCUUCAACGACGUCCUCAUCAUCACCAAGAAGAAGAGUGAGGAGAGCUACACGGUCAUGAACUACGCCACGCUGGACCAGGUCACCGUGGAGAAGGUGGAGAGCUCAGAGCCACCCUCCCCUCCUCCGGGCAAGGCUGGUGGGCACCUGCUGCGAGUGGUGCUGGAGAAGGACAGCGAGGGCCGGCGGGAGGAGGUGGUGCUGUCAGCAGAGACCCUGAGUGACCGGGCCAGGUGGAUUGCAGCUCUGAUGCAUAGGGAGAAGGAGCAGCCUGACACCACUCCCAAAGGAGACCUGAGCCAGGUGGAGAUCACCCGUGCCUACCUGGCCAAGGAGGCGGAUGAGUUGUCCCUGCAGCAGGCAGACGUUGUCCUGGUGCUGGGGGAAGAGGAUGGCUGGUGCUGGGGGGAGCGUUUGCGGGAUGGGGAGCGGGGCUGGUUCCCCCAGGCCUGUGCCAGGCCCAUCACCAGCCGUGUGGCCGCCGAGGGCAACGUGCGGCGCAUGGAGCGGCUGCGCAUCGAGACCGACGUGUAGGGGCAGCCCAGAGGGAGCCCCAGACCUCUGCAGACUGAGCCCACGGAGAGGAGGCAGCAGCAGAGCCUUUCUUCUUAACUGUGCUUGUGCCACGUGGCAGAUCUCAUCAGCCAGGAUAGAGUUGUGUGGCAGCAGUGACGCAGCAGCUCCUCUGUGAGAGCUGGCACCGGGCACUCCUGGCAGUGCUGGCACUGGUGGCCUGGAACAGGCUCCAGGAGCAGCCAAGGGUUUGGCUCAGGUUGGGAAGCUGGAGCUGUUCUGGGCUCUGAGGUGCCCGUGCCACGGUGUCCAAGCUGGAGCUGUUCUGGGCUCUGAAGUGCCUGUGCCACCAUCUCUGUCCCUGCAGCACCUGCUGCACACCUGGUGUGGGGAGAGCACACCCCAGUCAGGCUUUGUUUGGAGCUUAAAUCCAUGUGCGUGGCUUAUUCCUCAGCCCAAUUUUUGCUGCUGUUUCUCUUUUUUCUGUCUCCCCCCUCACAAUAAUUCUUGGGCCCUUCGGGCAGAGUCGUGCCCUGCACAGGUGAGGUGAUGCCAGACACCUUUUGGUCACUUGAUGAAAUACUUGAUGCCAGAGUUGUUCCCAUGGAGUCAGCUCUGGGAUGUGCUCCAGGCAGAGGGGGAAGCAGGGGCAGGAUGAGGAGCAGUGCUGCCUUCCCCUCCUCCCAGCUGGGGAGGGGGCUCUGCCCAGGGCUCAGCCCCUCACUCCCCGUGCAGGGGACAUGGCUGCUACGAUUUUGGGGUGCCAAACUUCACAUUCACUGUUCU